Aspergillus pseudoviridinutans is the source of this 381-nucleotide messenger RNA. RefSeq lists its product as uncharacterized. The record is from RefSeq and is a predicted model, not a curated record. NCBI's taxonomy places the organism in Eukaryota, Fungi, Ascomycota, Eurotiomycetes, Eurotiales, Aspergillaceae. Bases 1 to 381 code for a protein of 126 amino acids. The transcript has a single exon.
AUGGGCUUGGCCUUGCUCCCAUGCUCGGUCUCAAACAAUGAGAAUGUACGGGGUCACAAAAAAGCUCAGGAACGUAGACAAGGACUUAGCCUGGGCUGGGUCAACCUCGCGAGCUGGAACGAUCUCGAGGAGAUGAUCGGGGAUGAGCCCAAGCACGUGAGCAACAUCUCGUUCAUGUUGAUGAAUGAGGGCUUGCGCAUGGUCGUGACCGCAUACCCGCACAUUCCCUUGUUCCUGGAUACCAUCGAGAACAUCGACGCGGACAACCCUGGCUCCGCGGUGGCGAUCGUACUCUCGCAGUCGAACGUGUUAUGGAAGAGGCCUGUCGAGGAAGAGGUGGUGACGUUAGCAUCACCGUCAGGGACGCGUAACCGUCCAUGA